AAGUCAGUCUUAGUUCCAUUCUUGGCAUUCUGCCUUCUCCUCUGAUCUUCACCGUGAGGAAGAAAGACUGUCCUAUAUACGUGAUCGGCGUCGGCGGCGUGUGUGUAGUGUGCUAGGUGCUGAACGAUAUCGACCGGCUGGCCGGGAAUGGGGCGUGGUGACGCAUUCGUGCACGACGCCGCGGACACGCUGCGGCGGUGGGUGCGGGAAGCGGGUGGGUGCCUGGUGGUGGACGGCGCCAUGGGCACGGAGCUGGAGGCGCACGGCGCGGACCUGCAGGACGAGCUGUGGAGCGCCAGGUGCCUCGUCUCCGCCCCUCACCUCAUCCGCAAGGUCCAUUUGGACUACCUCGAGGCCGGCGCGAACGUCAUAACCACGGCGUCCUACCAGGCGACGCUGCAGGGGUUCCAGUCUCGCGGCCUGUCGAGGGAGCAGAGCGAGGAGCUGCUGCGGCGGAGCGUCCAGAUCGCGCAGGAGGCGCGUGCCAUCUUCCUCGAAGGCCGGUCCAAAGGCCCCUACGCCGCGCGCGAGAACAAAGACGGCUCCACAGAGCGCCGGCCCGUGCUGGUGGCGGCCUCCGUCGGGAGCUACGGGGCGUACCUCGCAGAUGGCUCCGAGUACACCGGGGACUACGGCAAAUCGGUCACCAAGGAAGCGCUUAAGAAGUUCCACAGGAGGCGGCUCCAGGUGCUGGCGGACGCAGGGCCAGACCUCAUCGCCUUCGAGACCAUCCCGAACAAGCUGGAGGCGCAGGCCUACUGCGAGCUCCUGGAGGAGAACGACAUCCGGAUCCCCGCCUGGUUCUCCUUCACCUCCAAGGACGGAGCCAGCGCGGCGAGCGGGGACCCCAUCACCCACUGCGCCGCCGUCGCCGACUCCUGCAGCAGGGUCGCCGCCGUCGGGGUAAACUGCACCGCUCCCAGGCUGAUCCACGGCCUGAUCCUCGCCAUCAGAAAGGUGACGAGCAAACCGGUGGUGGUGUACCCAAACACGGGGGAGACGUACGUGGCCGAGACCAAAGAGUGGGUGGUGAGUGCAUGCGCUGCACGCUCGAUUUCUUUACGUACGUGUUCUUGCAUCAUCGUGACACACCUAUACAUUUCGAUCUCGCGUCGCAGGACUCGGCCGGUGGCGGCGGCGCGUCGGCGACGGACUUCGUGUCGUGCGUCGGGAAGUGGAGGCAGGCGGGCGCGUCGGUCGUGGGAGGUUGCUGCAGGACGAGCCCGGCGACGGUGAAUGCCAUCGCGCGGGCGCUGCGAGACGCCGGUGGUACUGCCGAUGUCGACGAAUACGACGAUUUCCCAGCUGUGGCCGUGCUCUAAUAUAUGGUGGUUCUGGGGUCGAUUUUUUUUUUCCAUCGCUCGAGGAGUAGCCCACAAGUGUACGUAUAUAUGUACAGUAGUAGCCACCUAGGUGUAGCGACAGCAAGGACUGCGAUAUAUCGAUCGAAUCGAGGGACGACGGUUUGUUGUGUCUUCUUGAUCGGUGCAUCGCCGUUCUAAUGCUGCUUUGAUCGGUGCCAGUGUGCCACCUACGAUAAAGGAGGGAUCUGAAUAUGAGAGUCAUUUCUAACGGCACCGGUUCCUA
Molecule: messenger RNA, 1587 nt
Organism: Lolium perenne
Lineage: Eukaryota; Viridiplantae; Streptophyta; Magnoliopsida; Poales; Poaceae
Source: RefSeq, a predicted model, not a curated record